UCAUCAUUUUCAGUUUCGCUAACUUCCGAGCCGCGCGCAGUGUCAGCAAUAUGUUUAAAAUAAAUUUUCAAAUAUUUGUGCUGAGUUGUUUGUGUUUGAGCUUCUCGUACUGCUGUCGAUUAAGAGUACGACGUCCAUAUCCACUGCUGAUCAAAAAUUUUGGUUCGAAAAAUAUUACCUUUCGUGCCAGUGGAAAGGGAGUUACUCUUAACAAAGGAGAAUCCGUGGAAGUGUAUUGCGGCAGCGGGUUAAAUAUAGAGAAUUCCAAUGGCUACAAACAACUACCAAACAAUCAAUACCAGACGGCAUUAUUGUUUUGUGAUGAAAAUAAUUAUAUCGGAGCGCGGGGAAUCUAUGAAAACAGACACGGGAGCGAAGUUCUAAGUAUAUAUUGUUCAUCGUCAUCUAGUGAAAGCUUAUAUGAAAGCAAAAGGAAGUUGGGCAACUGCGAGGGAUCUAUGAGCUAUGUAAUUGGCGAAAAAAUUCCGUUUUUAGGAACAAUUAAGAAACUGGCAAUGUGCUACGAUAUAGACAACUUUGCAUUGAAAUAUGCAAAUUACAUUGCUUACCAAAAAAAUGACAUUUUAAUUUCUUACGAGGAUAACUUUGAUAAUGAUCUGGAAGUGGACCUCGAACAAAAGGUAGACAAUCUGGAAAACUAUUUCGAUUUCAUGAGUCAAGACUCUUUUAAUAACUCAAGAGAUCGGCAGCAAAACGUCUUCUUCAAUGCUUUCAAAUUCGAUUAUGACUUGAUCAUUCAAGACGAACAGCUGAAUAAGAAGUUCGACAGCUGGAACUACAUGUUGAACACUAUGUGGUGGCGUAAGUUACGUCAAAAUAACUGGCGUUUCUUCCUCGACGCCUUAAAGGAACGCACAAAUUCGGUAAAAUACAGAGUGUAUGUGGGCACUUACGGAAACGCAACUUUGCCAGCAACAGAAAGCUCCAAUGGCCAGCCGGAGGCAGUGGCCGUGCAAACCGAUGGGUUGGCAGUUACGGCGCCAUUGUACAUCUGGGCAUAUUUGAAAUCGCUUUCACCCGGAAACGACGAGGAUUUCGUGGUCUUAGCGCACAAUUCACCCUACAGUCAAUCUCCUGACCACACUGAGUUUUGUGCCAGCGAUUUGUGCGAUGAUAUACAAUGGCUAAAGGACAGCAGAUUCGGACGCCUUCGGCGCAUACCCACUUUUGGAUACACAUUCUGUUGCCGUGCGGAGGAGGUGGCGAAAGUGAUCGAUUACUUUCCUGUGGCUACGCUAGCUAUCGAAACGUCUACCGCAGCUGCUGCAGCGGCUACAUCUCAAUGAUUAUUUUUUAUACUUUUUUAAUAUUUGGACACCAUAAGCCUUAAAUAAAAUUGUGGAUGAUCUAGA
Molecule: messenger RNA, 1373 nt
Organism: Rhagoletis pomonella (apple maggot)
Lineage: Eukaryota; Metazoa; Arthropoda; Insecta; Diptera; Tephritidae
Source: RefSeq, a predicted model, not a curated record